This is a messenger RNA of Arabis nemorensis, 1197 nucleotides long. The record is from the annotation of a GenBank genome assembly. NCBI's taxonomy places the organism in Eukaryota, Viridiplantae, Streptophyta, Magnoliopsida, Brassicales, Brassicaceae.
AUGAAAGCAGUUAAAAGGUGGAGUCUAGGCAACUUAGGGGAUAUGGCGACUUUGCCUGGAGCUAGAUACCGUGCUCCAGCGAGAAGACGAGUAUGGAUCAUCAUGGUGCUUUCACUCAUAAGCAUGUUCUUUAUCAUAGCUUACAUGUAUCCUCAUCACAGUAAACGUGCUUGUUAUAUGAUUUCGUCGAGAGGAUGUAAGGCUUUAGCUGAUUGGCUUCCACCUUCUUUGAGGGAAUAUUCAGAUGAUGAGAUUGCAGCUCGCGUAGUUAUUAGAGAAAUAUUGAGUUCACCUCCUGUUAUUACAAGGAAUUCCAAAAUUGCAUUCAUGUUCUUAACUCCUGGUACUUUGCCUUUCGAGAGGCUUUGGGACAGAUUUUUCCAGGGCCAUGAAGGGAAAUUCUCUGUUUAUAUCCAUGCGUCAAAGGAAAGGCCAGUUCACUACAGUCGUUACUUUGUCAACCGCGAAAUUCGUAGCGAUGAGGUUGUGUGGGGAAGAAUAUCAAUGGUUGAUGCAGAGAGACGGUUGUUGGCUAAUGCUCUUAGGGACCCUGCAAACCAGCAAUUUGCUUUACUCUCUGAUAGUUGUGUACCACUUCGAAGUUUUGAAUACAUUUACAAUUACCUGAUGUACAGCAAUGUCAGCUAUGUUGACUGCUUCGACGAUCCAGGUCAACACGGAUCAGGCAGGCAUAUGAAUCACAUGUUGCCUGAAAUUCCAAAGAAGGAUUUUCGAAAGGGUGCACAGUGGUUCACCAUGAAGCGACAACACGCUGUAGCAACUAUGGCAGACAGUCUUUACUACUCUAAAUUCCGGGAUUACUGCGGGCCAGGUAUAGAGAACAACAAGAACUGUAUAGCUGAUGAACACUAUCUACCGACAUUCUUUCAUAUGCUCGAUCCCACUGGCAUUUCUAACUGGACUGUAACACAAGUUGAUUGGUCUGAGAGAAAGUGGCAUCCCAAAACAUAUAUGCCUGAAGAUAUUACACAUGACUUACUAAACAACCUCACGUCUACUGACACAGUUUUACAUGUCACAAGUGUUGGGAUGGGUGAGGAAGUAUGGAUGCCUUGUAUGUGGAACGGAAUCAAAAGACCAUGCUACUUGUUUGGAAGGAAAUUUCACCCGGAUACACUCGAUAAACUGUUGGAUCUCUUCUCAAAUUACACAAGCUCGAUCACAUGGCAUUCGUGA